Messenger RNA from Hymenoscyphus albidus, 1345 nucleotides. Lineage: Eukaryota; Fungi; Ascomycota; Leotiomycetes; Helotiales; Helotiaceae. The record is from the annotation of a GenBank genome assembly.
UGUGGAGGUUCCAGUCCUUGCCUUGGACUAACGACGAUGGAAUUCUGUCCACAACAUCACUCUGGCUGCCUACACUUGCCACAACGAAUUGUCUAUCAACCUGCCUCAUUUCCGAUCGCGUAUUACCCAAUGUUAUAAUCAACACAGAAUGGAUUCUCCUGCCUUGACACCUCGACCCUCACAACGCAAUAAAAAGUCUCCCUUACAAGCUUCCUCAAUAUCGUCACCUACAUCUGGCAAUAUGCCAACACUAAAAACGAUGUCUGCACAUACUGCGCGAAGAUCGCCAAUUCUUCCUACCACUCUCGAAACCUUUCUCCUCUCAAUAUACCCAACAAUACUCGUCCUAGGGUCAAUAUUUGCCAUCCUCGACCCUUCAGCAAGAAAUGCUCCAUACAACGCACAAACACAAUCGCACCACGCGGCCACAGCCCCCUCUUACUUUGCAAAGAAAAGCAACGUCUUUAACCAGUUCUUUGUCAAAAUAGGUUGGGCAUGGAUAACGCUCAGCUACUUCCUCUUCCUAUUUACGCAUCCCUCCACGGGACCGCCUUUAACCUUUGUCAUAACACCAAAAAGGAUACGAGGAACGUUGCGGUAUGGAAUUGUCACUUUAUGGUGGAUAUUCGUGACACAAUGGUUCUUUGGACCGGCGAUUAUUGAUCGUGGGUUUGUGGCUACGGGGGGACAAUGUGAGUUGGUGCGAAAGGAGGGAGCGGAUAUGGAUGAAGUGAGGAGGUUUGUUACGAGUGUGGCAUGCAAAUCCGUUGGAGGGAGUUGGAAGGGCGGACAUGAUAUUUCGGGACACGUUUUUCUGCUGGUGCUGGGGAGCAUGUUUAUUUUCGAGGAAAUCUUGCAUGUGGUUUUGAAAACGCAGAUGACCAAGGAACAACGAACGGUGUCGAUGGCUGAUGGAGCGGUGAAGAGUGCAGAGGUUGAGGCGACGUUGGGCGGAUAUGAUAGUACAGUUGAGCGACCCAGACAGUGGACUAUCGGAGCAAGGGUGGGCGUGGGGGUUGGUGCAUUAAGUGUGUAUAUGUUGCUAAUGACGGCUGCAUAUUUUCACACUUGGUUUGAAAAGGUAUGCCCAAGUUUGUUGAUUGUGCUUUUGAGAUUUGACUAACCAUUAAUACAGCUUACUGGGCUUCUCGUUGCACUCAGCGGUAUAUUUGUGGUAUAUUUCCUCCCAAGAGCGAUACCUGCACUGAGAAGUGUAAUUGGAAUGCCCGGGGUUUAGAUGCGUUGGAUAAAUGUACAACAGGAGGAAUAAUUCUAAUGACCCAAGAUCGUCCGAAAUAGAGCUUCUACCACUUUCAUACCGUUUCUCCUUUUUAAAUUAUAUACC